AUGGAAACUGCUGAGUUCUAUUACGUUUAUUACUUAGCUCAGGAUUAUCUGCAGUAUGUGCUCCAGGAAUCACACCUCGGGCCAGCCCAGACCAGGGUUGCUCAUGUCUUGAGAACCAUGGCAUCCUCUCUGCAAGACCAAACCGAGGAGGCUGUCAGGCCACUCCUGGACAGGAUUGACAUCACCUCUGUAGCUGUUGCCAAGAGAAUUUUCAAUGGAGUCAUGGAUGAAAAGUUUGCUGAUGGAAAUACUAACUGGGGACGAAUUAUGACCAUCUUUACGUUUGGAGGUCUUCUCACCAAGAAGCUUCAAGAGCAUGGGGUUCAGCUGACUGCAGAGGAGAAGGAGGAGAUCUCUUAUUUCAUUACAGAGUACAUCAUAAACAACAAAGCUGAAUGGAUUGAUGCGAAUGGUGGCUGGGAAAAUGGCUUCCUAACAAAGUUUGAAAGAAGAUCACUACUGUCCUUCUCCAAAAUUACAGCCCUGUUCAUAGCUCUUGUUUCCUUGUUCAGAGAGUACUACUGA
Molecule: messenger RNA, 525 nt
Organism: Vidua chalybeata
Lineage: Eukaryota; Metazoa; Chordata; Aves; Passeriformes; Viduidae
Gene: BCL2A1
Product: BCL2 related protein A1
Exons: 2
Coding region: 1-525 (174 amino acids)
Biological process (GO): extrinsic apoptotic signaling pathway in absence of ligand; mitochondrial fusion; intrinsic apoptotic signaling pathway in response to DNA damage
Cellular component (GO): mitochondrial outer membrane
Molecular function (GO): protein heterodimerization activity; protein homodimerization activity; channel activity
Source: RefSeq, a predicted model, not a curated record